Molecule: messenger RNA, 3240 nt
Organism: Zophobas morio
Lineage: Eukaryota; Metazoa; Arthropoda; Insecta; Coleoptera; Tenebrionidae
Exons: 1
Coding region: 1-3240 (1079 amino acids)
Molecular function (GO): nucleic acid binding
Source: RefSeq, a predicted model, not a curated record
AUGGCUACCGUUGCCGCGCUAAGUAAUGGACGCGCUAGUUUGAUCAAACGCGUGGAGGCUUUAGUGAAUCUAUCGCAACAAGCCAGAGUCCACGAAACUGUACGAGGAGAGUUUUUUAUUCGAGCUGCGGACUUAAACCAUAUUGUUGCCCAGUUUGAGCAGCGACAGUUGCAAAUUGUCGAAUUAUGCACCACCCCUGAGGAGCUAGACGAACAAUACGAGGUGCAAUCAAGAUUUGACGAUAUGCAGUAUUCAAUUAAAUCGGUUGCAGCGGAAUUAAAUCGCGAGGCCGCGCAGUCAUCCGCACCCAGGGGCAAUUUAACAUCAAACAACGUCAAAUUGCCCAAAAUUCAAAUUCCGACGUUUGACGGUCAGAUCAAAAACUGGCCCACAUUUUAUGAUUUGUUUCGGUCGCUUAUCCACAAUAACCCAAAUCUUAGCGCAAUUGAAAAAUUUCAAUAUUUGUCGACGUCAUUGUCUCGCGAGGCGUCUACCGUCAUCAAAAAUUUGCCGAUUUCGGCGGCAAAUUAUGCUAUCGCAUUCGAUGCGCUGGUGGCGCGUUAUAACAAUAAGCGCGUAUUAUUGACAAAUUAUUGGCAAGCGAUCUAUAGUGCACCCAAAGUGAAUGGAGAUUCGCCGAAUUUGUUGCGAAAUUUGUUAAACGUGUUUUCUGAAAAUUUGGCCGCGUUGAAGCAGUACGAUGAAGUCGAUUUGUGGGACUUCACGUUAUUAAAUUUAAUGUUGCAAAAACUGGACACCACGUGGAAACAGAAAUUUGAGUUGAGUAUUGUAGGAAAUUCCGUACCUGCUUACAAUGACCCCCAAGAAUUUUUGCUUAAACAUUGUACCGCGUUGGAAACUUCCGUUAUGACAAUGGGUCAUAAUUCCGCAUCCGCCCUUCGUAAACCCACAGCUGCAUCUUCCGUACCUGCCAAGCGUCCCGUGACGUCAUCGUUUGUCACGCGAUCACCAAUCAACAAGGAACAAUGUCUUAAUUGUUCGGAUGAGCACCCAUUAACGAAAUGCGAUGCUUUCUUAGAAAUGGAACCACGGGAUAGACAUACUUUCGCGCGUAAGAAAAAUCUGUGUUACAAUUGUUUGUCGAGGGUGCAUUCGGUUAGCAAAUGCCCAUCUAAAUUAAACUGCCGGGUUUGUGAUUGUAGACAUCACACGUUGUUACAUUUUGUCCCCAAACCUAGCGCCGAGCCGGAAGAGGUGUCAGGGAUCUUUGGGGACCCAUCGGUCGACGACGGGGUCAAAGUAAUGACACUAAUGACUAACGCGAUCGCGACCCAUAGUUUCACUUUGUUGGCGACCGCGCGAAUAAUUGUGGUGGAUUCGCGAGGUAAAUAUCGCGCAUUUAGGGCGCUUUUGGAUACUGCGAGCGAGGCCACCUUUGUCACAGAGCGGUGUGCAAAGGUUUUAGGGCUCCCUCAAACUAACGCGGUGGUACCAAUUCAAGGCUUGAAUCAAAUGUCGUCAAGCAGUACGUCGGGUGUAUUGAAAUGCGAAGUGAGGUCACAUUUAGUGCGUAACUUUUCAUUGAAAGCUGAAAUGGUCGUUGUGCCUCAAAUUUGUGGUGACGUUCCCACAAGGGCAGUGUCACAGGAUCGUUUGCGACAAUUUCGUCACAUACGUAAUUUGAAAUUAGCUGACCCGGAAUUCGGUAAGCCACAACAAGUGGAUGUCUUGUUGGGUGCUGAUGUUUACGGACAAAUCGUGACAUCCGGCUUCAGGAAAGGUGGGCUCGAGAAACCGUCCGCGUUAAAUACUGUUUUCGGGUGGGUACUGAUUGGGGGUGUUAAGCGUAACAAACAACAAACCGCGGUUAGGUCCUUUUGUACGUCCAUAGACAACUCUGUAGACGCGGCAUUAAAACGCUUUAGGCAGCGUGAGCAAGUCCCACAACGCAGUAUGGUGGCCCCGCAAGACGCUUGGUGUGAGGAAAAAGUCACGUCGUCGAUCGCAUGUGACAUCCAGGGUAGUUACCGUGUUCAAUUACCUUUCGCCGACACGACGCCAUCCAUAUUAGGUCGCUCGUCCGACUCAGCAGUGCGCCGUUAUCUCGUCCCUGAGUCGCGCCUCUUUGCGGCCGACCUAUUGUCAUUUGCCCGGGAAACCCUCAAGGGUGUGUUGAACACACACAGGGUGUGUGCGUGGCCCGACUCAAGAGUAACGCUAACGGGAAUUAAGUCGCGGCCCGGUCAUUGGACCACUUUUGUUGCAAAUCAAAUCGCGCCCAUACAAGGUAUAUUCGAACCUUCGGCAUGGAAUCAUGGAAGCGGCCCUGAUAACCCAGCCGACUGCGCCUCGAGGGGGUCACUCCUACAGGAGCUUGUCACACAGCCGCUAUGGUGGGCGAAUCCCACGUGGUUGGCAGGCACUGAGUGGCCUCUACAAGUAGACCUAGAAGUUCCUACCGGUACGGAACUUGAAUUACACAGAAGGGAAUUGCAUCAUGCGUUGUUAAUACCUGUGCGAAUGGUACAAAGUAAAGUGUUUGCCAAUGAAAUUCGUUCAUUGCAAAAGAAUGGCACGUGUUCAAAACCAUUCUACGAAUUGACCCCGUUCCUCAACGACGGUUUGAUUCGCGUCACCGGAAGAUUGCACCAAACGGAACUGCCCUAUGAAACUAAGCACCCCUUGUUGUUGCCGCGCUCGCACAGUCUAACCGAACUAAUCAUAGAGGCCGCUCAUCGGAAACAUUUACAUGUCGGAUUCCGGAUAUUACAGUAUUUGUUAUUGCAAGCAGCGGCCGGUAACUGUACCUUCAAAUGGCAUUUUAACCCCCCGUCGGCCCCCCCUAUGGGAGGAUUAUGGGAGCCGGGGGUCAAAUCGUUCAAAUCCCAUCUUAAGCGCGUUGUAGGCGAGCAACCCCUAACCUUCGAAGAAUUUAGUACCGUGUUGGCGCAAAUUGAAGCCGUAUUGAAUUCGCGACCCCUGUGUCCCGCCUCCGCGGAUAAUCCCGAUGAACCGUUGGAGACAAUGUGGUUAAAUCGGCUAAGUAGGUGGCAGCUCGUGCAACGGUUGCACCAGGAUGUUUGGCAUAAGUGGAACACGUCGAAUAACCUGCCGUCGGUAUUCAAGGGUGAUUCGGUGGCCCCGUUGCAAUGGCAACUUGGCCGAGUUGUCGCGCUGCACCCGGGAAAAGACGGUAUAGUGAGAGUUGCACAAGUACGUACCACUUGCGGCAUGAUCACACGUCCUCGAGUGAAGCUGUGCCCGCUUCCUCGUCAAUAG